Sphenostylis stenocarpa is the source of this 384-nucleotide messenger RNA. The record is from the annotation of a GenBank genome assembly. Lineage: Eukaryota; Viridiplantae; Streptophyta; Magnoliopsida; Fabales; Fabaceae.
AUGAGUCACACAGGCUGCAUCUUUGAGAAAACAAGCUUGUCCUGGAGAAAUAACACCAGGAGAUCAUCUGCGAAUAAGCAUGGGAGGAGCUGCAAGUUCAGGAUUCCUUGGCGGUAUGAAUUGUCCCCCAUUGAGUUUCUGAAGGAUGUUGCAGAUAAAGUGACAAAAGCUAUAUGCUUGAGGUCUGUGAGAAAAUCUUCUAAGCGAAAUUCAUAUUCCACGGGAAGAUCAAAACCAAUCGGAGUAUCUGUUGAUUAUUGUAGGACAGAAGCUGUUGAGGACUGCAUUGAGUUUAUCCACACCUCCUUUUCUAGAUCAAAUUCAGUAACUGCAACACCAGGAGAAGAUUUUUCACAUACUUUUUUGAAAAACAUGGAAUCAUAG